CAUACCUGGGAGAUUUCCGUACGACGCAUUUUACAUGGUUUCCAAGAAUUAACCUUCUCAGAUGUUGGCCAACGUAGCAAAUAAGGACUCAAUGGUCGAUGGCAGCUGUGCCGGAGCAGAUCAAACUGCUGACUUGCCAAGGGACCAACAAGAGGUCCUGUAUUUCACGCUCUAUGGUCGUGUCGAAGUGCAAGAGUGGUUGCUGAAGGACACUGUCAGGAAAAAUGCAUUCCGCGAGGCCAUACUCUGCAACGAGUCGUUUAAAAACAAAACUGUUUUGGACGUGGGCUGCGGAAUGGGAAUCCUUUCACUGUUUGCAGCAAAGGCGGGGGCCGCAAAGGUCCUGGCUGUCGAUGCGUCGAACAUUACAAAGUUUGCUCAUCGGAUUGCACAGGACAAUGGAUACGGCAGUGUUAUAACUGUAAUAAGUGGAAAAGUGGAGGACAUUGAGCUGCCCGAGGAUGUCCAAGAGGUGGACAUCAUUGUGUGCGACUGGAUGGGCUACUGCCUUUUCUCUGAGAACAUGCUUGAUUCACUGAUACUUGCGCGGGACAAGUGGCUGGUGGCCGGGGGCCACAUCUUUCCGGACACAGCACAGCUUUAUCUGGCGGCCAUCGAGGGGCGGGACCAGGACCUCGGCUUCUGGCACGACGUGCACGGCUUUGACCUCUCGGCUAUCCGGCGCAGAUGCGAGGCAAAGGCGGUGGUGGAGCACGUGACCGCCGGUCAGGUGAUGAGCAAGGUGUGCCUGGUUAAAUCGCUGGACCUGUACAGCGCUGGCCGCCAGUCUGCCGACUUUCGAUCCUUUUUCGAGCUCAAGGUCACCCGAAACGGCAUGGUCCACGCCCUGACCGCCUACUUCGACGUGGGGUUCAGCAAGAGUCCGCAAGGAGUCAGCUUAAGCACUUCGCCCUGUGCUCCCUGGACCCACUGGAACCAAACCGUUUUCUACUUGGAGACCCCGCUUCCUGUCAAAACUGGCGAAACCAUUAAGGGCGUGUUCGGGAUGAAACCCAGUUCGGAGAGCAUCUUCGACCUGGAGUUCGACAUCUACAUAGAUUUCGAGGGCCGGAAGCAGUCGGUAACCACCCAGCAAUGCUUCGUCCUGUCCAACUCCCUUGCAUUGGGCGGAGUGUAGGAAAGAGGAGCCACAAAAAGUAUCCCCGGAUAUACAACAAACGACCAGUAAAAUGAAUUAAAAGCGACCCAGGUUGCAAUGUUUAUAUAAUUUUAUUGUGUGUAGGCACACAAAACAACAUCUCUGUGUUGGUUUGCAGUCACAAAAGUAUGAAGGAGAACAGGGAAGACGCUUGGUUCAUGCCAACUUGCUCCCACUCUUUACAUAAAAAAUGUAUACAUAUGAGUAUAA
Molecule: messenger RNA, 1369 nt
Organism: Drosophila ficusphila
Lineage: Eukaryota; Metazoa; Arthropoda; Insecta; Diptera; Drosophilidae
Gene: Art2
Product: protein arginine N-methyltransferase 8
Exons: 3
Coding region: 62-1138 (358 amino acids)
Biological process (GO): peptidyl-arginine methylation
Cellular component (GO): nucleus
Molecular function (GO): protein-arginine N-methyltransferase activity
Source: RefSeq, a predicted model, not a curated record